Chondrus crispus (carragheen) is the source of this 930-nucleotide messenger RNA. RefSeq lists its product as hypothetical. Lineage: Eukaryota; Rhodophyta; Florideophyceae; Gigartinales; Gigartinaceae. The record is from RefSeq and is a predicted model, not a curated record. The transcript has 2 exons. Bases 1 to 930 code for a protein of 309 amino acids. Gene Ontology annotation, molecular function: DNA binding.
AUGCCCAAAGGAAAACAACUCACCGACGUGGAGAAGGGGCAGAUGUUGGUUCUUCACAAUGAAUGUUUGUCAAUAAGGGAGAUAGCUGAGUCCAUCAGUCGCUCGAAGACUGUCGUGCAAAACGUUUUAAAGAACCCGCCGGCAUAUGGAUCAGAAAAGAGGACGGGAAGGCCCCCAAAACUAACUCUGGCUUUAAAGAGGAGAGUCAUUAGAGAGGUAUCUAAGGGUGAAAAGUCGGCCAAUCAAACACGUAAAGCGCUUGAUCUACCUGUACACAGGUCUCGGGUUCAAGCUCUUUUAAAGAAGGAUACGCGUCUACAGUAUACUAAGUUUUUGAGUGCUAGGUUGUCCCCAUUUCAUAUGCAACAAAUCCUUGAUUGGGUUAAGAAGCAUGUCACUUGGAAUGAUAAUAAAUGGAACAAAGUAAUAUUUUCCAAUGAAAAGAAUUUUAAUUUAGACGGUCCAGAUGGCCAUUAUUAUUAUCACGAUUUGCGGAAAGAAAAGAAAAUUUUAAGCAGACGCCAUCAAGGAGGUGGUUCGUUAAUGAUUUGGUUUUGUUUUUCUUAUUACGGGCGAAACAAUUUGGUUAUCAUGUACGGUAAGCAGGAUUCAGCCAAGUACUGUACUUUACUUAAUGAUGAUUUGUUCCCAUUUGCGACUCUGUCCAAAAACCACUUCUUUGUAUAUACAAAGAAGUGGGUUUUGGCCAACGAUGUUACUGUGUUACAGUGGCCUUCUCUGUCACCGGACCAAAACUCUAUAGAAAACCUAUGGGGAAUCUUGGCGAGGAAGGUUUAUGGUAAUGGGAGACACUUUAAUGAUACUGUAGAGCUUUUCGAAGCUAUUGUGGAUUGCUGGCAAGACACCGACCACAGUAUUCUGCAGAAUCUUGUUGGGUCGAUGCAAAGGUGUUGCAUUGCUUUCCUGUAG